Aspergillus caelatus is the source of this 1257-nucleotide messenger RNA. RefSeq lists its product as uncharacterized. NCBI's taxonomy places the organism in Eukaryota, Fungi, Ascomycota, Eurotiomycetes, Eurotiales, Aspergillaceae. Bases 91 to 1044 code for a protein of 317 amino acids. The transcript has a single exon. The record is from RefSeq and is a predicted model, not a curated record.
UUCUUCUUCUUCUUCUUCUUCUUUUCUCCCCUCUCACGCCUUCCUUGUUUCCUCCUCUCAUAUAUGGCAAGUUAAAGUCAGCUUUCUAUCAUGAUGAGUCGCAAAACUGACUCGAAGAGACAGCAAUCUCCCCCUCGAACCCAAGCCUCCAAGAACCUUCCUCAACACUCCAGUCUACAGCACCCUCAAACAAACGAAAACGAAAUGACCCUCAGAAUAGCAGAAAAGGCCUCAACGACAAUCAAAUCCGAAUCCUCAAUGGCAGACGACAAGCUUCAUGGUCCCGCACCCGCAAACUCCUGGGACAUGAGGAUGACUAACAAGACGAGUGAAACCGACAAACUGCGUCAGAAGGUGGAUCAGAUGAACGAGAAGCUUGACAAGUUACUCAAGCAGAAUGAGGACUAUCACGCGACAAGUGAGUUGGGUGAAACUGAUCAGGACGAUACCUAUCAGGAAGGAAGUGGCUGGUCAGCGGAUCCGAAUGAUGAAGACUUGGGGCAUGCUGAAGAGAACGAUGGUUGUCAGAAUGGCAACUAUGAGCACUUGUGGAUCGGUGAGGAUGGAAUGCCGGAGCUGGAGAAUGCGAACGGUGAUUCAGGUGCCAGGCACAAGUGGACAGCUGAAAUGGAUUCGUGGGAGACGGGGCGUUUGCAUGACGAGUCAGGCCUCGGAGACGAGGUUGCGUUGACUGAAUACGAAGUCGAUAAACUACGCGGCAAGGUGAAGUUACUCCAGGUGAAGGUAGCUGAUUUGUUGUACGAGAAGAAUCAGCUAGCCAUGAAAGUCAUGGAGCUUGAAGGGGAAAGGGACAAUUCAAACCCAUCAAGGAAUUAUUUCCUCUCAAGCUACAAGUGGCAGAAGCUUGAUCGUGGCCUGAUCGAUGAAUGGGAACACCUUGCUCACGCAAACAUCGAAGUCCCGGGUGGGGACGUCUUGGCUGACAGCGAGCUGUAUAUCUCAGGUGAUCGGAAGGACUACGAUGUCUUCGUGGAUCUGUAUGGAGUAGAUCCGCAUGCUGCUCCUUCGGUGUUAAGUGGAUAGAACCCCUCCUCAUCAUGAUUUAGCUAACUAGAUGUAUAGAGGACAAGCUUACGAUCGAGCUGGUUAAUGCACAUGCUACUACCCUGGUAUCAAAGCACAAGACCUGUACACCGAAGUUUGGGGAGCUUUUCGCACGUUUCAUUAAAAAUCUCCAGCGCACCGGCUAUCCGAGAGGCUAUCUUUUUGGGUUCACAGAGGACGUGGAUAUCUUGG